Molecule: messenger RNA, 804 nt
Organism: Gamsiella multidivaricata
Lineage: Eukaryota; Fungi; Mortierellomycota; Mortierellomycetes; Mortierellales; Mortierellaceae
Exons: 2
Coding region: 1-804 (267 amino acids)
Source: RefSeq, a predicted model, not a curated record
AUGACUGACAACGACGGCGAUGUUACCUUGAGCCGUGAACCCUUUGGUGAGGGCAUACGCGACAACGAAGACCACGACGACCACGAAUUGGAUUACGAAAACGACCUUGUCGGUAUCGAUGGGGAUGAGGAUGAUGAUGGUGGCACACCUACUCGCGACGACGCCCCUGAGGCCAGUCCUGCCGAUAUCGAAAGGAUAGAAAAAAGAAGAGUGCACCUUGAGUCGAGCCUUCAAGAGCAUGUUCGAGACGCCGUGAGAGAUUCCCUGUUCUCUGAUCCGCACAUUAUAGAAACUGCCCAUGCGUGUGGGAUCCCAGAGGAUCGGGUAUUUACGCAAGGAGAAACUUACCGCAUCGAAUACAAUUACCAGCACAUACACACUCUGGGCGACAAAGGCAACAUUGUCACUCAGCAAAAGUCCUUGGCCAUGAAAGAAAGAAUUAAAGCUAUGGUUAUGAGGGGAAUGUCGACCUCCGCUAUUGUGAACCAGUUAACGAUCGACUAUGCAAGGUUCACUCGUUUAAUGGAGGGUGGCGACAACCAACAGCUCUCCGGGGACGACAUCACCUACGACGACGUCUAUAACCUCCUGUAUGCGUUGACUGCCAAACAAAUGAGAAAGGAUGACGACCCACUCAUUUCUGCUCGGCUUUGGAUGGAGGACCUUGAGAACCAAAUUUACUUCACCUAUUACGAUCGGGGACACGGCCUCUACCAUGGAUUUUCAUCGCCAUGGCAGCUGAAUGAGCUGCGGAAGUGGGGAGAUGUUUUCUGUUUUGACGGGACUCACCAUGCUUGUGGGUAA